This is a messenger RNA of Salvelinus namaycush (lake trout), 6006 nucleotides long. RefSeq lists its product as uncharacterized. Lineage: Eukaryota; Metazoa; Chordata; Actinopteri; Salmoniformes; Salmonidae. Gene Ontology annotation, biological process: negative regulation of transcription by RNA polymerase II. Gene Ontology annotation, cellular component: PRC1 complex. The coding region runs from base 126 to 4508 and encodes 1460 amino acids. Gene Ontology annotation, molecular function: promoter-specific chromatin binding. The transcript has 13 exons. The record is from RefSeq and is a predicted model, not a curated record.
GGCUGAUUGUUAUGGUAGCUAGCUUCACACAUGUGAGUUACAUUCAAUUACAGCUGCGAGUCACAGGCACGCAUUUACAACUCUGGCCCACUUGUUUUCUGUAUGAGAAGUAGUGCUGCAGCAGGAUGCCAGGCAAGGCAGCAGACACGUUCCAACCUGGGGACUUGGUCUUCGCCAAGAUGAGGGGCUUCCCCCACUGGCCGGCCAGGAUCGCCCGGGGCGAGAUCUCUAAGAAGAAGGUUCCAGUGUUCUUCUUUGGAACUCACCAGACAGCAUCCAUACCGUUUGAAAAUAUAGUGACCUACGUAGGGAACAAGGGCAGAUAUGGGAAAGGAGUGCGCAUUAGAGGCUUCACAGAGGGAAUGUGGGAGAUAGAGAACACUCCUAAAGUAUGCAGCAAACAGAAGGUGGGUGCUACCGCAGCCAAAAAGGAGCAAGCAGAAAAAAAUCCAGACCAGUCCAAGACACCAGCACCGGUCAAAAUGUCCACCUCCCCUAAACAGGCCUCGAUAAAGGCCCCUAAAACACAAGCGAAGACUAUCAAGACAGUGGCAGUGACGGCCCCGGGAAACAAAAAAACAUCGGCCGACGGCCAACAGAAAACUGACACGCCGGCCAACACAAGAGCUGAGAAAAGGAAAAAGAUUGGAAUGCAUUCUACCCAGGACGAGCCUGUCCAAGGGCAGAAGACAGCCCCGGCCGGUUCAACUGUAAUCCCACCAGCCAGCAAGAAGACAAGAUUGACGGAGGAGAAAAGCUCUUCCACUACAAAGAGCAAGAGAGAGAAGACCACAGAAGAGAGAAAGAAACAGGGGGAGAGUAGAGGGAGGAAGAGGAAAAAGGAGGAUGAGGGAGAGAAGACAACAGAAGAGAGAAAGAAACAGGGGGAGCGUAGAGGGAGGAAGAGGAAAAAGGAGGAUGAGGGAGAGAAGAUAAAGGAAGUUGGUGUUGAAGCGGGAAAGAUUGAAGUCAGUAAGAUGAGGGAGGUGGAAUGUUUAGAAACAGACAAAGAUGUAAUCCACAAGGAAGAGGUUAAGAAGGGGAACGAAGAGGUGGAGGGUGGGGUAACAGUGAAGGGGAACGAAGAGGAGGGUGGGGUAGCAGUGAAGGGGAACGAAGAGGAGGGUGGGGUAGCAGUGAAGGGGAACGAAGAGGAGGGUGGGGUAGCAGUGAAGGGGAACGAAGAGGAGGGUGGGGUAGCAGUGAAGGAGAACGAAGAAGAGGGUGGGGUAGCAGUGAAGGAGAACGAAGAGGAGGGUGGGGUAGCAGUGAAGGAGAACGAAGAGGAGGGUGGGGUAGCAGUGAAGGAGAACGAAGAGGAGGGUGGGGUAGCAGUGAAGGGGAACGGAGAGGAGGAGGGUGGGGUAGCAGUGAAGGGGAACGGAGAGGAGGAGGGUGGGGUAGCAGUGAAGGGGAACGGAGAGGAGGAGGGUGGGGUAGCAGUGAAGGAGAAGGAGGCUGGGGUAGCAGUGAAGGAGAAGGAGGGUGGGGUAGCAGUGAAGGAGAAGGAGGGUGGGGUAGCAGUGAAGGAGAAGGAGGCUGGGGUAGCAGUGAAGGAGAAGGAGGCUGGGGUAGCAGUGAAGGAGAAGGAGGCUGGGGUAGCAGUGAAGGAGAAGGAGGCUGGGGUAGCAGUGAAGGAGAAGGAGGCUGGGGUAGCAGUGAAGGAGAAGGAGGCUGGGGUAGCAGUGAAGGAGAAGGAGGCUGGGGUAGCAGUGAAGGAGAAGGAGGCUGGGGUAGCAGUGAAGGAGGAGGGUGCGGUAGCAGUGAAGGGGAACGAAGAGGAAGAGGGUGGGGUAGCAGUGAAGGGGAACGAGGAGAAGAAGGGUGGGGUAGCAGUGAAGGGGAACGAAGAGGAGGAGGGUGGGGUAGCAGUGAAGGAGAAGGAGGGUGGGGUAGUAGUGAAGGGGAACGAGGAGGAGGGUGGGGUAGCAGUGAAGGGGAACGGAGAGGAGGGUGGGGUAGCAGUGAAGGGGAACGAGGAGGAGGGUGGGGUAGCAGUGAAAGGGAACGGAGAGGAGGGUGGGGUAGCAGUGAAGGGGAACAAUACUGUUACAGAGAUCAGUGCUGGUCAGGAUGAAGAGAACACUUUACAAUGCAAGAACUGUCCAAUACUAGUGGUGAAGAUUGAUAGUGAUGUAACAUCCUGUUUGUAUUCCCGUGUGGGCGUGUGCCCGUCCGUGUGUGUACUUACGGUGUGUGUGUGUGUGCAGCGUCGGCGUCGUCUUGCGGCCAGGAGAGAGAGUGUCUUGAAGUCUCUACAAGGACUUCUCACGAGAAGGAAGGGCCUGAGAAGACAGAGCCUUAAACCUACACGGACACUGAAAAAUGGAGCUGGAGGGAAGAAAGCUGAAGAGAAGAAGAGUAGAAAGACAGGUGGGCAGAAAGGGGACAGAGCAACAGCGAGUAAGACAACAGGCGUCAAGACAACAGGCGUCAAGACAACAGGCGUCAAGACAACAGGCGUCAGGACAACAGGCGUCAGGACAACAGGCGUCAGGACAACAGGCGUCAGGACAACAGGCGUCAGGACAACAGGCGUCAGGACAACAGGCGUCAAGACAACGGAGAGGAAGAAAACAGAUGAGAAGGUGGAAAGUACGAAAACGGAAGUAAAAAAUUUGGAAGGCAAAAAAACUGAAUGUAAGAAACUAGAACAAAAGAUGGAGAAGAGAGUGGAGAGCAAGAAAUCAGCGGAGGCUACGAAGUCUGAAUCGACCCGGGCGGAGGCUAAGAAGCCUGAAUCGACCCGGGCGGAGGCCAAGAAGUCUGAAUCGACCCGGGCGGAGGCCAAGAAGUCUGAAUCGACCCGGGCGGAGGCCAAGAAGUCUGAAUCGACCCGGGCGGAGGCCAAGAAGUCUGAAUCGACCCGGGCGGAGGCCAAGAAGUCUGAAUCGACCCGGGCGGAGGCCAAGAAGUCUGAAUCGACCCGGGCGGAGGCUAAGAAGUCUGAAUCGACCCGGGCGGAGGCUAAGAAGUCUGAAUCGACCCGGGCGGAGGCUAAGAAGUCUGAAUCGACCCGGGCGGAGGCUAAGAAGUCUGAAUCGACCCGGGCGGAGGCUAAGAAGUCUGAAUCGACCCGGGCGGAGGCUAAGAAGUCUGAAUCGACCCGGGCGGAGGCUAAGAAGUCUGAAUCGACCCGGGCGGAGGCCAAGAAGUCCGAAUCGACCCGGGAGGAGGCCAAGAAGUCCGAAUCGACCCGGGCGGGGGCCAAGAAGUCCGAAUCGACCCGGGCGGGGGCCAAGAAGUCCGAAUCGACCCGGGCGGGGGCCAAGAAGUCCGAAUCGACCCGGGCGGAGGCUAAGAAGUCCGAAUCGACCCGGGCGGAGGCCAAGAAGUCCGAAUCGACCCGGGCGGAGGCCAAGAAGUCCGAAUCGACCCGGGCGGAGGCCAAGAAGUCCGAAUCGACCCGGGCGGAGGCCAAGAAGUCCGAAUCGACCCGGGCGGAGGCCAAGAAGUCCGAAUCGACCCGGGCGGAGGCCAGCAAGUCCGAAUCGACCCGGGCGGAGGCCAGCAAGUCCGAAUCGACCCGGGCGGAGGCCAGCAAGUCCGAAUCGACCCGGGCGGAGGCCAGCAAGUCCGAAUCGACCCGGGCGGAGGCCAAGAAGUCUGAAUCGACCCGGGCGGAGGCCAAGAAGUCUGAAUCGACCCGGGCGGAGGCUAAGAAGUCCGAAUCGACCCGGGCGGAGGCCAGCAAGUCCGAAUCGACCCGGGCGGAGGCCAAGAAGUCUGAAUCGACCCGGGCGGAGGCUAAGAAGUCCGAAUCGACCCGGGCGGAGGCCAGCAAGUCCGAAUCGACCCGGGCGGAGGCCAGCAAGUCCGAAUCCAAGAAAGUGGAGACAGAAAAGAUAGAGAGACGACAGGAGGAGGAGCCUAAAUCACCUCAGAGAGGUGUACUAGGGGACGGCCAGAUAACAGACAGUAUGUCUAAACUACAUACCACUAAAGAAUCGUUCACUCUGACGGACUCUACCCUACACCGUAUACACGGAGAUAUACGCAUCUCUCUGAAGACGGACAACCCUGACAUUAGUAAGUGUCUGACAGCGCUGGACCAACUCACUAUGGUCUAUGUAACAUCACAACACGUCCAGAGACACAGUGAACUCAUCACUACUCUCAGAAAGAUGCGUCGUUUCCGCAGUAACCAGGACGUGAUGGACAAGGCAUCGAUGCUCUACAACCGCUUCAAGAACGCAUUCCUAUUGGUUAACGACAAGGAUGACGUCAUCAGCCCCGAGUUCCUCCGCUCGCUCCUGGAGGAGAAGGAGAGGGAGGAGGAGGAGAGGGUGGAGCGAUGGAGGGAGAAACAGAAGAGGAGAGGAGAGGUGCUGCAGGAGGUUCGCAGGAGAAUGAGUCAACUGGAGGAGAGAAGGGGAGGAGAGAAGGGGGUCGUGACUGAGAAGAAGGAAGAGGAGGUGCCAGAGGAGGUGCCAGAGGGGGUGCCAGAGGGGGUGCCAGAGGAGGUGCCACAGGAGGUGCCAGAGGAUGGAAGCUCCGAACUACAGUAGAAUCAUCCUGAGCUCCACUGGGAGAAACGGAGCAGGGUGAAGUUGUCCCUAGACACUGAUCUUGGUGCAGGUUACAGUUUUCGACCACCUAAUGGUUGAAGGUUAGUAUUUGGUGAGGGAAACUGAUUCUAGAUCUGUACCUGGGGGGGGACAGAACAAUGGAACAUACCAACUCAGAAUCAGAGGGGGUGAACACGGAACAUACCAGCUGUCCAACUGGGUUUAUGGUGUUUCUUAACCCUCCCUUGUCCACUCGAGUAUUUGGACAACCUCUUUACCCAUAUUCAUUGGUGCACACCGUUUCAAAAAACAUUGCAGACGUUAAGCGAUGGAAAAGGACAACGAGUGUUUUUUAUUUUAUUUAUUUUUUAUUUGACAAGUUCAGGUUGUUAAGUCUUCUAGUGAACGGGGAAAACGGGGUGCCAGGUGUUUUCCUAAAGACAGACCGGCCUGAGGAGUGUCUUUAAGUCGUCUCCUUUCCCUGAGGAUUAGAGGACAAGCUUUCCUCUGAUGCUUUAAUAAAGAAGCUCUUCUUAUAGGAUGUUCUGUAGAAACCAGGGAAUAGUUCAGUCUACACACAUUUUUACUUUCCUGAUGUUUUAUUUUUAUUUUUUUAUACCUUGUAUGUUCUCUUAAAUACCAUACUUUAUGUUGUUGUGUAGUUUUUAACAGUGAUGUUAUAGACUCGAUUCUACUUUAGCCUGGAUUUCUACUUUGCUUGUACUCUGUCUCUGCAAUACGUAGCCUAGUAGCCACGUUGAUUAUUGCUUUAGCCAAUUUGGCUAGUAGCCUAAAAGCAGAUCUGGUUGCCAGGUAAUAUUACCCUUCAGGUAUCUCCGUUCAAGAGCCAUCGCUGCUCAUGGUUGUAAACCCCCAGAGGGCCAGACGGUAGCACACAAGUUUAAAAGAGUCUGGCUGGUCAUCUGAUUCAUCCCAGGACAGACGGCUGUGUUGUAUUUUAACCCCUGAUUCAACUGCAGCGACACAUGUUUUCACACACAGACACAGACAGGAGUUGGUUCUGUGAAUGGUUUAAAAGGGGAACACACUUUGGUUUGACACUGUGGAGUAGAUUUGUUACACUUUACCUACAGAUAUGUUUUACAGAUGUCAUUUCACUGGUAAUAAAUGAGCAGUACUUCAGGUUAGGCUGUUGUAAACCGUUCUGUCACGUUUAUAAAUGAGCAUUACUUCAGGUUAGGCUGUUGUAAACCGUUCUGUCACGUUUAUAAAUGAGCAUUACUUCAGGUUAGGCUGUUGUAAACCGUUCUGUCACGUUUAUAAAUGAGCAUUACUUCAGGUUAGGCUGUUGUAAACCGUUCUGUCACGUUUAUAAAUGACCAGUACUUCAGGUUAGGCUGUUGUAAACCGUUCUGUCACGUUUAUAAAUGACCAGUACUUCAGGUUAGGCUGUUGUAAACCGUUCUGUCACGUUUAUAAAUGAGCAUUAAUUUCAGGUUACCCUGUUGGUCAAUAAACCGUUCUACAUAAAAUGAGA